CGUAUGAAUUAUCAUUGGAAUGCAUUCAUCCUUCUACGUAAUUUUUACUUCGUUUAAUUAUUACUGAAAUUACUUUUGUACUCUCAAUAAAUUUUAUAAUAUUCAACAUUCAUGGAUUUUAACACGGACGAUAGAACUAUUUGGUGUGGAAAUUUAAGCACUAGAAUAACAGAAGAAAUACUAUAUGAAUUAUUUUUGCAGGGUGGGCCUAUACAAAGAGUUUCUAUUCCUAAAGAUCAUGAAGGCAAACAAAGGUCAUACGGAUUCAUAACAUACAAACAUUUUUGUUCUGUAUCGUAUGCUUUAAAGCUAUUCGAUGGUACAUCUCUGUUUAAUCGUACUCUUAACAUGAGAGCAAGAAGAAACAUAAAAUUACGACAAACUAAUUCACAAAAUACGAAUCUAAUCCAUCAUGCGAAUUCCAAUGAAAUGCUUAUAUUAGGUCAAGAAAUAUUAUUAGGAACUGAUAUGCCUCGUUUAAGAAGAACCUCAUUUGUCUCAAAUAUAAUAUAUGAUGCACCUCUGAAAUACUCGGAUUAUGUUUCUUCUAGUGACAAAGAUGAUAGAAGAUACAGACGGGUGCAUCCUUAUCAGAGAGAUAGAAAUCCUAAAAGUGCUAGUCAUCAUAGAGAUCACAAUUCUUCUAGACAUUAUUACCACUCUAGAUAUAAAAAUGGCAGAUAAAAAAUAAAAGAAUAUAAAAUAA
Messenger RNA from Frieseomelitta varia, 706 nucleotides. RefSeq names its product splicing regulator RBM11. The record is from RefSeq and is a predicted model, not a curated record. NCBI's taxonomy places the organism in Eukaryota, Metazoa, Arthropoda, Insecta, Hymenoptera, Apidae. Gene Ontology annotation, molecular function: single-stranded RNA binding. The transcript has 2 exons. Bases 112 to 684 code for a protein of 190 amino acids. Gene Ontology annotation, cellular component: nucleus. Gene Ontology annotation, biological process: regulation of alternative mRNA splicing, via spliceosome.